AAUGGCUAUGCGACUAAGAGCAGAACACAUGAAGGGUACGGCACUAGGUGCUCAAAAAGACAUGGAAGACAGACGCUGCCAGGAAGAGAGCUUAUCGCCAUAUUUUGCAUCGUUGUGAACACCCUAUCAAUUCUACCUGCAUUUCACACGCUAUCGUGCGAGGCCAUUUGGGUCAACCGAACAUUAAUUGCACACAUGCUUGCGCACAUACGUUAUUCCGGCUGCGUAUUAGCCCUCUUAUAAAAGAAUAGAACAUAACACGGACGUAAACUCGUUUUGCGAUGGCGACAAAAGUAAAGAGCAAGAUACAACGUCUGCUUAAGCAACUGGACCAGGACGACGAUGGUGGCGCUGGCAUCGACACAAUCCUCCAGCCAACUACAAGCGAGGAUGUCGCAGACGACCUUAGCGUCUUGGCAGCAACCCGGCGCGCUGCUGCAGCGAUUUCCAGCACACCUGGCAGCUCGAGCACCAUGGGGGCUUCGGAAAGCGCAGGCGCCUAUACGGGCUUUACCAACAGCGAGUCGCUACUCCCCCACGAAGACGACAGCGAAUCAAUAGGGCCUUCCUGCUCGUCCCUAGACACAACUCCAUGCCAUCAAGCAUCACGACCACCGCCUGGGAAGCAUCACUUCUCUACAGCAGCCAACGCGGAGAGGGUCGCAGUCUUGGAACGGAAGGUCAUGGCGCUCAUGGCAGAAAACCGAAACUUGCAGGCGGCCUUCUCCGAAGCCAUGUCGCGCAAGAAUGCCGAGGUCGCGGAGCUCCAGUCCCACCUCGCCGGCACGGUCCGCGAGCUGUCCGCCCGUCAGCAGGAGCUGGAGGCCGCUGCCCCGCUGCUGGCGCUGCGGCUGGAGGGCUGGCGCGGGCAGCUGGCGGAGCUGCGGCUGAGUGACGCGGCGGCGGCGGAGCUGCGGGGGCUGCCCAGGGAGGCCAGGACGCCGCUGGACGAGGUCCGUCUGGCCGUCCAUGACGCCCUGCUGGACUCCCGCGCCGAGACCGAGCGCCUGCGCACCGCCCUGGCUGCUGCCCGGGAGGCGGCGGCGCGGGCGGAGGAGGCGGCGGCGCGGUCACGGCACGAGGCGGCUCGCGGCGCUGCGACGCUGUCGGAGCGGGAGAAGGACCUGGCGCUGGUGACGGAGGGCAUGCAGGCCCGCAUCGACCGGCUUGCCUCCGAGCUGGAGGGCGCGCUGGUGGCUGCCCAGCUGGGCGCCGCCAAGGGGGCCAUGUACGACGAGCUGCGGAGCAAGCUGGAUGCGGCGGUGGCGGAGAACCAGCGGCUGGCGGUGGUGGAGGCGACGUACAAGAAGCUGGAGGCCCAGGCGGCCCAGGACCGCGCCUCCGCCUCCCAGAAGGAGCACACCUUCGAGAUGCUCAUGAUGGACAAGGCCUACCUCAGCAAGCAGGUUGACUUCCUGACCGACCAGCAGCGCAAGACGGAGGCGGAGCUGGAGCUGCGGGAGAAGAAGAUCAACGAACUGUCCAGACACAAGACGGAACUGUUUGAGAAGUUGAUGGCGGCGGAGGCGCUCAAGGGUCGCCAUGAGGAGGCUCGGCUGCAGAAGGAGCUAGCGGCGCUGCAGGAGCGCACCCAUGCGGACCUGGAGAAGAUUCGCGUGGAGACGGCAGACGCCUACGAGCGGGAGGCCCGGCUGCUGCGGGAGCUGCGAGACGGUGCCGCCCAAGACGCCUCCCGCGCCAAGGCGGCGCUGGCGGAGCUGCAGGCGCUGCACGAGAAGACCUGCCUGGCGCAUGCGGAGGUGACACGACGGCUGGAGCAACAGGUGGUGUCGCUGCAGACGGAGCUGAAGCAGCGCUCCUUCGAGCUCAGCCACUUCAAGGUGGUGGUGGCGGAGAAGGAGCAGCUGGUGGGGCGGACCAACAUGCAGAACGAGUUGCUCCAGGAUAAGCUGGCAGUGCUGAUGGACAAGUACCGGGCGCUGGAGGUGGAGCACAACAGCCACGUCAACCGCGCCCUCGCAGCGGCAGCGGCGGCGGUGGCGGCGUCAGGCGGACAGACCCGUGGGUCGGCGGCGGCGGCGCAGGAGGGCGGCGGGGCUGCUGCUGCGGCGGCGGCAGGGGGAGAGGGCGGCAGCGGCGCUGCCACCACCAAGCUGCAUGUGGAGUUGGCGCUCUUGAAGCAGGAGCGCGACUCCCUGGCUCGUGAGGUGGAGCUGCUGCAGGGGCGGCUGGCGGCGGCGCAGGACAGCCUGAGACUGGCAGCACAGCCGCAUGCAUUCCUGAUAGAGGAGCUGGAGGCGAUCAAGCAGCGCGCGACGCAAGCGGAGACCAAGGCGGCGGCACUGCAGGUGGCGCUGACGGCUCGCAACCAGGAGCACGACGCCCUCAAGGCUGAGCGGGAUGCGCUGCGCGGGGAUUUGGACGGGCUGCUGGCCCAGCGUGCGGCGCUGGAGGGCAUGCGGGCGGUGGUGGUGCGGGCGCUGGCGGGGGGGCUGCCGCAGGUGCAGCAGGCCGCCGCCCUGGCCGCCUCCUCCCGCAGGCCUCCUCCGCCCCUCAGCACCACCACCAUCCUCGGGGAGGGCUGCGAGGCAGCGGCGGCGGCCGCACCGCCGCUGCAGCUGCAGCAGGCGCCAGCGCAGCAGUAGGUAUGUCAAGAGCGGCAGCGGCCGUGGCGGUUAUACAACAGCAACAGCAACGACUUGGCAGUAGUGGCUGCUUGUCCUGGAAAAGAAGCAAGCGCAUGCUCUGUUGAGAAGGACUGCGGCUUGGGGGAUUUCUAAGGAAGAAUUGAUUGGGCGAUUCCUGGUAUAUAUGCGACAUGUCUUUUGUGGUCUAUGUAUGAUUGCCGGUACGGGCCCGCGUAAAUGACCCAUGGGCCGAAAGAGCGCACACGCCUUUCUUGCCACUAGUACUGCCUGACUGCGGCACUUGUAUACGGAGGAGUGGAAGUUAAAAGAGGUACGGCAGGAUGGUGGUACGUGAUUCUGUUUUGUAAGCCGCCAAGCUAGAUAGAUGGAAGGAAGGAACACGUUUAUACGGGGCGAUCACGUAAAUACGCUAUACAGCGUCGUCAGGACAUAGACUGCAAGUCGUCAUUCGUUUGUCACCUAUCUUCCAGCAAGGAUCAACGAGCGUGUUUACUGUGUGUUAAGGAAACUGGCCGUGUGUAUGGGCUUCACGCGUGAACAACAGCAAUGUGCCGGCGCAACCAAGACCGCACUGAUGCAGCUUGUGGAGGGAGGGUUGCAUCCCAACUGAACUGUAUACGGCAAACAACCCAGCUCUGCCGGCAUGUACGAAUGUAACAAAGGGAAUGCUGGGGGUUUGUCGCGGUAGAGCGACCCCCCGGCGUCGUCCUCCAC
Astrephomene gubernaculifera is the source of this 3323-nucleotide messenger RNA. The record is from the annotation of a GenBank genome assembly. Lineage: Eukaryota; Viridiplantae; Chlorophyta; Chlorophyceae; Chlamydomonadales; Astrephomenaceae.